AGGUGUUCUGUGGCCACCAUACGCAGUCUGUCAAUCGAAUCAAAGGCGUUGUUAUAAUAGUGGAGUAUAAAGGUUUAAGCAUGGACGCUCGGGUCAGUGUGUCUUGUGGAGUGGACCUGCACUUCGUUUCGGACCUGCCAGAAGCGAUCAUUGAUGCCGGAAACGCUGGGUACAAAUUUGUGGUGGCGGACAUCAGCCAUCCACGAUUACGGCAAGAACAUCUCCAGCCUAAUCCCAAGUCGAUACCUGCACCCUUUGCACGUUCAGACCUUGUGUUACCAUCACAAGAUUGGAGCUCCUUAGUGACCUUGAGGAUUUCCAAAUGGAUUGAUGUAGAUUCGCAUGUUGAAUCCUUCAGGAGAACAUGUGAGAAGGUGCUACACCAGGAGCUGUGCUAUGCAGCACAUGUGGGUGUGCCAGCUAUUAUGGUGGAUGUGCACAGCAGGCAUUGUGUCAACCUGGCUCGAAUUCUGAGCAAUUUCUUAAAGGCCUCUUCUGGCUUCCAGUUGGUAUUUCAGGCCUGGAUUGCUAUUCCCAUGGAGGCACCUUCUGUGCAAAGCCGGCGAUACCUGUGCUGCUUGUCCAAAGAGGAUGCCGAGUGCAACAAUGACAACAACAACAACCUUGACAGCAUAAGUCGUGAUGAUGACCCUUGGGAAUGGUGGAAUGUGAUUAGGGGUGUGGCCGGUCCAGAAAAGCGCAUAGGUGUAGCACUUAGGCUGACUGCUGACAUGCCAUCUGAAGAGACGCUGCGUCGCUGGUUGGGAGAACCUGUGAGAUGUCUAGUGAUGAGCACCUCAGUCUUCCUGACAAACAAGAGGGGCUUUCCUGUUUUACCCAGAACUCACCAAGUAGUUCUUCAUCGGUUUUUCAAGCUUGGAUGCCAGCUCUUGGUUGACGGGAGCUGUCGUCACGAGCACAUGAGUCUGUACUACCAGUACGUCGACCACCUUUACAAAACACAGCCUCCAGAUGACCCUUUGAGUGAAUUUUCCAAAGGGUUUGAAGACUAUCUGCAAAUACCACUUCAGCCCCUGAUGGACAACCUGGAGUCAGUGACGUACGAAAUUUUCGAAAAGGAUCCAGUGAAGUACACAGAGUAUCAGAGGGCAAUCCACCUUGCUCUUAUGGACAAAGGUGCCGAAGCUGGCAAGGACAAAGAAAUUAUCCUCAUGGUUGUGGGUGCUGGAAGAGGUCCUCUUGUCAGAGCUGCACUGCACGCUGCUGAGUCAGCUGAACAAAAGGUUCGCAUCUAUGCGAUUGAAAAGAACCCCAACGCGGUGCAGACGUUGCUUUCGCUGAAGGCCGAGUCGUGGAAGGACCAAGUGACUGUAGUGUCAUGUGAUAUGCGUGAUUUUGAGGCUCCUGAGAAAGCAGAUAUUCUUGUCUCGGAACUGCUGGGCUCAUUUGGAGACAACGAGCUUUCUCCAGAAUGUUUGGAUGGUGCACAGCGUUUCUUGAAAGAUGAUGGAAUCAGUAUACCUUGCCAGUAUACGUCUUACCUAGCACCUCUUCAGUCUUACAAGCUUAUCACAGAAGUUGCAGCAUUAAGAGAAAAGGACAAGCAUCCUCUGACUCCUUAUGAAGUGCCUUACGUGGUGCGUCUUCAUAAUGUGACUCAGCUAUCAGAACAUCAGCCCUUGUUCACUUUUGUCCAUCCAAACAAAGACAAACCGAUUGACAACAGCCGGUACAAGUCCUUGCGCUUCAAGAUUGAUAACACCAGUAUCUUGCAUGGUUUUGCAGGAUAUUUUGAUACAGUGCUGUACAAAAAUGUCACCCUGAGCAUCUGUCCAAACUCUCAUUCCCCUGGCAUGUUCAGCUGGUUUCCCAUAUUUUUCCCCAUCAAGGAGCCUGUCCGUCUGCAAAAGGGUUCUACUGUAGAGGUGCACUUCUGGCGUUGUGUGACUGCACGCAAAGUGUGGUAUGAAUGGCUUGUGUCAGAGCCUGAAGUUGGAGCUGUGCACAAUCCAUCUGGUCGCUCUUACACCAUAGGACUUUGAUUAAUCUCCUAGCCUAGUAUUCUAUGUUAAUGCGAAAAACAGCACAUUGGUUCAUUUUUUUUUUCACUGUCGUGCCUGACAAUAAAAAAUUUUAAAAUAAAGAUAAGAGAAAAACCAAA
This is a messenger RNA of Rhipicephalus microplus (southern cattle tick), 2122 nucleotides long. RefSeq names its product protein arginine N-methyltransferase 5 (gene csul). Gene Ontology annotation, cellular component: cytosol; nucleus. Lineage: Eukaryota; Metazoa; Arthropoda; Arachnida; Ixodida; Ixodidae. The record is from RefSeq and is a predicted model, not a curated record. Gene Ontology annotation, biological process: peptidyl-arginine N-methylation; regulation of DNA-templated transcription.